AUGACCGGCAAGGGAUCUCGCAAGAGAGUGAAAGCCAGCCCCUCUGGCGCGGACUCACUGUUCCCCGCGUCUCCGAACAAUGCUGCCCGAGACCGCUCAGACUCACAGACUCAGAGCCGCUCGAGUUGGUACCCUGGAUCCUGGUCGGCUAUCUCGCGUGCAUCCAAGGCAGCUCCAGUUACCGAGGUUGCCCGUGAGAGCAUAUCGGUUGCGCAAAACGUAGCUAGCAGCUUUGUGAACUCUUCGACCUCCCUUCUCGACACGCCCAGACAAAAUCGUCAUCCAUCGAUUCAGUUGACCAAGAAAGCCGGCGCAUCGACUAGAUCCCUUCCUGCGGACGUCACUACGACUCGAGUUAAUAUUGCGUCAGAUGGUUCAGCUUCUACAACAGCGUUGGAUACCCUCGAGGCACCCGCAGCUGCAGAACCAACACCGGAUAAAGAGACAUCAGAAGUGACCACUUUGAAACCUUUAGAGAAAUCAGUGGAAGAGGAAGCGUCGAACGUUGAGAACGUUGGUGUUGAGCCUAAUACUUUGGAAGCAGCUCAAGCGCCAGCUGAUCAGCCCAGCGGAUGGUUCUCAUGGAUAUAUAAGUCUGGAACUGCAGGAAAGAACAGUUCAGCCGACCCAGAACGUGCAGGAGAGGUAGAGAGGUCCGCCGAGAACGACCCUACCAAGCACGCUGAACCCCAUCCGACCGCCAACGACACCAGUGGACAAGAGGUGGAACAUAAUUACGGACAAGAGCAAACCCCAGCCCAGGGAGGGGACACAAUAGAAACGACUUCAACGGCUCAGAAGCGGUCGUGGCUACAGAUGUGGUACGGGUUGGGUCCAUCAAACAAACAAGAGGAACAGCGUGCAACGGAGCCACCCCAGCCACCUCCAGGAGACACUAGUACAUCGACGGAUCAAGACGCGAAUAUGGCGCCUAAGGACUUUGCAGACCGUCCAGAAGACGUACCACCGGCCUCACAAAAUAUUGUUGGAACUACGAAAUCCUCGGGUUGGUCCUUCUGGUCCAAAGAUAGCUCCAAGGAUGCUGCACCUGACAAACCCCAAGAAGUCGAAGCCGUGGAGGCUAUAGUCACUUCAGAUACACCAACGAAACCGACGUCAGUGGAUCCAACCGCCGAAACUAAUGUCAAUAUCACGAAGAAAGGAAGCUUAAAAGUUAAGCCAUCCAAAGAUAGCCGCGUGAAGGACGGCAUAGUGUCCACCGUCGAAGCUACACCGACUUCCAUGCCACCAGUUGUGCCGAAACCCGCCGAUGCUACUGCAUCGAAACAACUACUAAAAGUCCUCCCGAACCAAGUACUUCCGAAAUUCGAAGACACCUUUGCAAUGGAGGAGUCACCAUCAUUAUUGCAAAGUCUGGGCCGGUUGUUGCAUUACACCAAAGGCCCGGAGCAUCAUCAUGUGGCUCGCAUCAAAGAACCACCUCGCAUUAAACGAGCCCUGACUAUUGGAGUUCAUGGGUAUUUUCCCGCUCCGCUGAUUCGAAGUGUGCUUGGACAGCCUACUGGAACGUCGAUUCGAUUUUCCAACAUGGCCGCCGAGGCGAUUCGAAAAUACACGGCAGAUCACGGCUACACCUGUGAGAUAGAGAAGAUCGCACUGGAAGGCGAAGGCCGCAUUUCAGAGAGGGUUGACUUGUUGUGGAAACUCCUUUUGAAUUGGAUGGAAGAAAUUCGCAAGGCCGAUUUCAUCUUGGUGGCGUGCCACAGCCAAGGCGUACCAGUCUCUAUCAUGUUGGUCGCGAAGUUGAUCUCCUUUGGCUGUGUCAAUGCUUCGCGCGUGGGAGUUUGUGCCAUGGCUGGCGUGAACAUGGGCCCAUUCUCUGCUUAUCGUUCCAGGUGGAUCAGCGGGUCUGCUGGAGAGCUGUUCGACUUUGAAUUACCCUUCAGCAUGGUCUCCAAAGAAUACGAGACUGCUCUGAAGCGCGCUCUUGACUUUGGCGUUCGCAUCUCUUAUAUUGGAAGCAUCGACGAUCAGCUCGUCUCCUUAGAGUCAUCCUUAUUCUCUACAAUAGCUCAUCCAUACAUCUACCGCUCCGUGUUUGUAGAUGGGCGGGUCCAUGCACCAAGCUUCCUCUCUCACCUUGUUGGUUUUGCUCUGAAAUUACGCAACCUCGGCAUCCCAGAUCACGGCCUCAUCCGUGAACUGAGCACUCCUUUAGCUGGCAGUCUAUACACAGGCGAGGGACACUCCCGUCUGUACGACGAUGAAGCAGUCUACUACAUGGCUAUCCAAUUCGCUUUGGAAACAUCCUCCGUCCCAGAUGCUAAACUAAACAUCAAACGAUCCAGCCCCGCCAUUUCCCCGAACCCGUAUAUCUUGCCUUUCGCGAUGCGCGGUCUCCUCGAGGAAGAAUAUGUCAGACGCGAGCUGCACGAAGAAACCAUGGAGCUCCUUCGCCAAUUCGAUGACUGGAAGCCCUCGAGUAAGGUCUUGAAGGAUGUCAAGUUUCGACUCGAGGGUAUCCGGUCGAAGCUGUAG
Penicillium daleae is the source of this 2499-nucleotide messenger RNA. RefSeq lists its product as uncharacterized. The record is from RefSeq and is a predicted model, not a curated record. Bases 1 to 2499 code for a protein of 832 amino acids. The transcript is spliced from 5 exons. NCBI's taxonomy places the organism in Eukaryota, Fungi, Ascomycota, Eurotiomycetes, Eurotiales, Aspergillaceae.